UCCUCUUCACCGAUUCAAACCCACUCAUUCAUCACAUCCCGGCACCCCCCUCCGCCACCUUCCACGGCGGAAACGCCCAUAUCCUCCUCCCCGAGUUCCCGGACCACCACCGACAAGUUUCUUCAUAUGAAACCGACAUUAUAAUAAAAAACAAUGUCCUUACUCGGGGUGCCAAUAAGGGUGGAGGCCGUUUAAAACCGUUGAGGACUCACCCGAUGGUGUUUCUGAGCAGGACGGUGAGGAAGAAGAAGGUGGCGAUUAAAAACGACCGGCACACUAAAAUAAUGACCGCCCAAGGGUUGAGGGACCGGAGGGUUCGGCUCUCAAUAAGCGUCGCCCGUAAGUUCUUUGAUCUCCAAGACACUCUGGGGUUCGACAAGCCGAGCAAAACCCUCAAUUGGCUCUUCGCCAAGUCCAGGCUCGCCAUCGAAGAGCUCGUCCGUGCCAAGGACGAGAACGCUGGCGAGCCUCUGGAAAUGGGGAAGAGGGCAAAACCCUAUCCCUUCAAAGAUGAAAGCGGCGGCGUUGGGAUUGGAAUUGAUGAGUGUAGCGGGGACAAUGUCGCGAGAGAGUCGAGGGCAAAGGCGCGGGCGAGAGCUAGGGCAAGAACCAUCAUCAAGAAAAUGUGCACUAAGGAGGCAAUAAUAAUGAGUGAGGAGAAGAAGAAGAUGUUACCACUCCCAAGUAGUGCUGAUCCGCCGGCUGAGGUUCCCAAACUUCCCUUAAUAAUCAAAUCUCUCCUUCACAAUAAGAGUGAAGUAGUGCCAUCUAAGAAAGAAGAAUCUGGGGUUGGGUCAAUGUGGGAUAUACCCCAACAUCUUCGGAUGCCGAUUAAUAAAGAUUUGGGGUCACUCAACAACAACAACAACCCUGGAAAUUGGAACUAUGCUGGGAGCACUACUAGUGUAUUGUCGUCCCAAGUGCAUACAAAAUCUUGGGAGUGGUCUGACCACAGCUACCAAUGCUAAUUGAUGUGGAUUAUAUAUACAGCUAAGACGCAUGGCUAUUAAUUAUAGCUAGCUGGCUAGCUAUAUGGAGUACAUGCUGCUAGCUGCUUCGUUCUUGAAUAUUAUUUUGAGAACAAUAAACAAAACAGCCCAUACCCUCUCACGACAGUGCGGCAAAGCAAUAAACUAUGCCUAAAUGACAUUUCAAUUUUUUGUUUUUUUGGGGAAGUUCAAACUUCCCUCCACCUACAGCCCUCCAAAACUAAAAUGAGAAUUACAUCAUUUUACACACUUCUAUUUAAAGAAUGCAUUGAAUGUGUGCAUUUUAUCCUUCUUCUCUUCUUAACCUUCUUCAUGGCCCCUCAUGCGAACUCUUCUUUGGAUUCUUCCAGUUCCUUUUCCUUUUCAUCAGAUGAGUCAUCCUCUUUUGACAAUCUUCCUCAUGUGAUUGAAGUCCCUUUUGCUAACCUUUUCACUCCUGCAACAGAAACAAAAAAUAGCAACAAAGGUGGUGUACUAAAUCAAAAAAAGAAAAAGGGAGGUAGAUGUGUUACUACAACAGUCAAAGAAUGGCAAACUUCAGCGAGGUGUCAUUAAGAAAGUAGCUGGGGAAUUCGGUUUUUCUGCUAAAACAGUUAGAAAAAUUUGGGCAAUAGCUACAACUCAACUUGAGGGUGGUCUACCCAUUGAUGUUGAAUGCAAGUGGAAAGGAAAGUGUGGCAGAAAAAGGGUCCCAGUUGACAUGGAAAAAAUGGCAGCCAUGCAUUUUAAUAGGAGAAAGAACAUGCGUGCACUUACCCAUGCUAUGGAUGUGUUAAAAUCCACUAUCCAUAGAUGGCUUAAGUGUAAAGAGAUCAGGAUGCAUUCAAGUGCCAUCAAGCCACUACUAUCAAAAAAAGGUGUGCUUAAAGG
Molecule: messenger RNA, 1859 nt
Organism: Cuscuta campestris
Lineage: Eukaryota; Viridiplantae; Streptophyta; Magnoliopsida; Solanales; Convolvulaceae
Source: the annotation of a GenBank genome assembly